This is a messenger RNA of Chenopodium quinoa (quinoa), 698 nucleotides long. RefSeq lists its product as uncharacterized. Lineage: Eukaryota; Viridiplantae; Streptophyta; Magnoliopsida; Caryophyllales; Amaranthaceae. The record is from RefSeq and is a predicted model, not a curated record. Bases 331 to 693 code for a protein of 120 amino acids. The transcript has 2 exons.
UUCACCGGAUCGGGACUUAUGAUUGGGCCAGCUUGGCUUACGCUGACUUCGUUCGUGCACUGAGGGACUCGUGUCGGCACCGAUCCUUUGGGACGAAUGUCGCUUUGUCUGCCUUUUGGAAGGUCAUAGAGGUAAACAUUAUUCCCUAUAAAGUUUAGCUCUACCUUUUAGCUAGCAUUAACUCACAAUUUAAACUCCUUGCUGAUCUGGUUCUACGAGCACUUCCCCUCUGCUGCGCCGGCGAGACCAUAGCCGCGCGGAUUUCUAGUGAGCGCCUCUUGGGGCGGCUGCCAUAUGGAUGUGUCUACUACACAUGUUCGGAGCUGAAUCAUGGCGCCAUGGGGCGGCUGGACAGACCCUGGGUUAGCCGCACAGUAUUCUGCUGAGCGUCGCUAUUUUCUGGGGACUUAUGGGGCGAUCGCGUACUUAGGAGAGAGGGUUGCUAGACAGCAUUCCUCUGAUGUCUUCGUCGUUCCUUCUGCUCCACCACGUCAUAUGUUCGACGACGCGUGGUUGUUGAGCAUGUCUGAGGGAGCUGGUACCCCUUGGCGGUUCUAUGUGAUCCCUGGGCAGUGCUAUGAUGAGGAGCUACUGCCGUUGUUAGCUCCAGCCCCCGUACCGGCUGAGGAUGUGAGGGUAAAAUUUUUCAGCUUUUACUUUCCAUUGAGUAGCCCCCAAGUGAUGUUUUCCUGACUUUU